CUCGGAAGUGACGCGUGGUGCUCAAAAGAGUUGUGCAAAGCAUCUGGAUCAAAGCAACGGCAGCUACGUCUCAUCUGACGGUAGAGGACAUAGGAGGGACAGACGUCAGUGCGGACUGCCACUUUCACUUACCGUCGGUUAUUAUCAGCAGAACGAGGAUCUCAAUAAAGUGACCAGUAUGAAUCCAGUGUACAGCCCCGCACCAACAGGGGUCCCUUUCACUAACAGCAAGGGAUUAGGCUAUCCAGCUGGAUUCCCUGUCGGCUACGCGGCAGCAGCAGCUGCUCCAGCUUACACACAGAACAUCUACGCAGGAACGAACCCGGCCUUCACCAGUGGCUAUGCUCCGGGCACUCCAUUCAAAAUGUCCUGCUCUCCCAACACAGGAACUGUUCCACCCUACUCCUCCUCACCCAACCCGUACCAUGCUGCAGUCUACCCUGUAAGGAGCACCUACCCCCAACAGAACCCAUAUGCACAGGCAUUAAUACCAUCACAACAGCAGGGCACUUACUACACACAGCCGCUGUAUGCUGCGCCGCCUCAUGUUAUACACCACACAACGGUGGUCCAGCCAAAUGGGAUGCCAGCAGCCAUGUAUGCGCCCACUAUCCCUCCGCCGCGCCCCAACGGUGUCGCCAUGGGGAUGGUAGCUGGUACCACCAUGGCCAUGUCUGCUGGAACCUUGUUGACAACUCCAUCACCAGCGCCAGUUGCCCCCCACCAAGUCACAAUGCCCACCUACAGGCCUCCUGGGACACCCAGCUACAGCUAUGUGCCACCUCAGUGGUAAAAGUAGGGAAAUGUCAGAAGAAGGUAGAUAUGCAUUCACACUCACCAGUGUUUUCUGCUCUUGGUGAAGACCUGUUUUACCAGAGUCUGCAACCAAUUACUCCUCUUCCAGCAUAAUGUGAAUCUUAUACCUUACUACAUAGAUAGAGGUCCAUCCAUACAUGGAGGUGGUGGUGAAUUGCCUCAGUUGCCAUUAACACCCCCCACCCCUCCACCUCUCCCUCUUAAUAAAAAAACGGCUGCAUCCCACGCCACUCCCCAGUGCCAGCACCUCUGCAACCUGCUGCAUAUCCCACAUCCAACAGCAGGGCGUCCAUGCAAUUUUUUUUGUUCCCGUCGACUGUCGUGCAGGUUUUUAUAGCUUAAACUGUAAGUGGUGAAAAGGGGACUUUGGAAUAGUUUCAUUAGCUAGGGGACAUAUAAAGGACACACACAUGAACACAGUGUUGAAUGCAUGUGUAAAUAUAAUUAUAUGAAGUAAUGCUAGCUCAAUCUACCUGCUGUGACAGAUGCAAAAUCAACAAAAGGCACACAUCCAAAGGAUCUAAAAAAAAAAAAAAAAAAAAAAACGAAGAAGAAUAAAAGUAAUAAUCUUUAGUGCUGACUCACCAGUGUUUUAUGUGAAAGAAGAAAAGACGAGAAAUGUUAUUCCAUGCAAAAACGAUCCUGCAUAACCGGUGCAGGCUAAACUGUGCUAUUUUCACGGCUUUGUGUUUUUUCGGCAAGUGACGUUAGUUUUUAAUAUUCCUUUAGUGAUGCACCGUCUGCAGAAUGUCUUACCAUUUUUGUAUUUUAGAUAAGACUUUGAGUUUGUGCCUUUGACUGAUGGCCAUUCUGACUAUAAAUUCCUUUUUUUUUAUUUCAAAUGAUUCAUUGCUAUAACGAAAAAAAAAACAGUUUCAUAGCUUGCAGAGUUUAAAGGAAUUUUCUUGCGUAUAAAAAACCCCACCUUUGGGUGAAUUCAUUGUUUUAAGUAAUUGUUUAUUCUAUACACAAGUAUUUAGGACUGUAUCGCAUUACAUGCAGUAGGAUGUUUUUGGAAAAUAAUUUGCACCUUUUGAAAACCAUAAGUUCACGGGAGCAUUUUGUGUCUGAGCGUGUGUGCGGCUGUAAACGUGUGUAUGUGCGCGUGCAUUGCGUGAAAGAGGAGUUUAAACGUAAUAAAUUUGUGCCAUAUAGCGCGACGUAAAUUUUGAGACUACAUGUCAAAUGAGUCAGUUAGUCCUUAGCUGUGACAACAGGGAAUCACUAACUGUAAUUAGAGGUUCAUCAUAUGACUAAAGUAUAUUUAUGUAUAGCACUACUGAGUAAAAGGCACUAAUUGAAAUUUGACCUUUUGGACGUUGCAUAUACUGGACAACACGUCAACAUUACUGUUUCAGACAUGUUCUUCUAUGUUGCCUCAGUCACCUCUGUUUAAUUAUCUGUUUGUAAAUGUUAUUUUUGUGAUUUUGGUUCUUGUUUUGUAUUCUUAAGACCAAAAAUAAAAACAAAAUGGAGGAUA
Molecule: messenger RNA, 2296 nt
Organism: Cynoglossus semilaevis (tongue sole)
Lineage: Eukaryota; Metazoa; Chordata; Actinopteri; Pleuronectiformes; Cynoglossidae
Gene: fam168b
Product: family with sequence similarity 168 member B
Exons: 7
Coding region: 179-793 (204 amino acids)
Source: RefSeq, a predicted model, not a curated record